Colletotrichum destructivum is the source of this 697-nucleotide messenger RNA. RefSeq lists its product as uncharacterized. The transcript has a single exon. NCBI's taxonomy places the organism in Eukaryota, Fungi, Ascomycota, Sordariomycetes, Glomerellales, Glomerellaceae. The record is from RefSeq and is a predicted model, not a curated record. The coding region runs from base 1 to 441 and encodes 146 amino acids.
AUGAAACGGAACGUUGGUGACCAACCCCUGUUUCCCACUAGCUUCCACGGCCGGACGACCACGAUCAGCUCUGUAGCGGUUGACUCCAUGAACCAUCUUUGGCGAUAUAUCUCCAAGGGAUAUCAGUCCACCAAGAAUACUCCCCCUUGCGACCUAGGCUCGUUUCGAGCGACACCUAGCAACGGCUACUCACAGGACGGGAUGGACGUUCUUCUUUGCAACAGCCACGUAUUCGCCCAGUUUGGCUUGGGACUACUUUAUCCUCGACCAAAGGUCAUUCAAUCGCCAUGCCGUUACCCAUCAGUUGACCACUCAUACGUACAAUUAAACCAAAGGACCAAACGCAAUGCCUCUCGACUGUUGUCGCUAGCUGAGGCAAUUAUAAGACCAAGAAUACAUUUCGCCUCAUACGACUUCACACGAGGUGCGUCUAAUGCAUGAAUACGAGAUGUCCAUCAUCCACACCACUUUCACAUCUACGAUCUACAUCGUACACGCGGAUAACUGUGCCACGCUCCGUCUCCCAAUAUCCCCUAAAGCUCCAUAGAGUUGGACAGAGAAUACCAACCUUGUCGGCCCGGUGUUACAAGCCAUCGCCCGCCCCAAAAGGAAGCGCCAUCGUGCCGCGCGUGGCGAUGUACCGUUUGCAGUGGGUAGUCGGCGAGAUGUAGAGCGAAUGAGGAAAUUCUGCACUUUC